AUGGGCGACUGUCUGGGAAUUUCCCCGAAUUUACUACAAGGAAGAUCUACAUUCGUCCUAAUUAGGCCUUUGGCUUUCGAAAAGCAAUGCGUGGGUGAACUGGUAUCCAUUAUUGAGCGUAAUUCAUUUUACACAAAAGGGUUAAAGCUGGUAAGAAAGUCUGAAUUUCCUGACAGCAAGGCAUGGCCUGCUUCGUCAAGUGGAGAUGAGAAAUGUGAAUUUGGUAUUGGUAUCGCCAUGCUUGUGCGUCAUAUUCUCCCACAGAUACAAAUAGUGAACGAUGGAGAUGGUUGCAUAUGCAAUGACGGCAAUAUUGGGAAGAUAAAAAUUUGCAGCAACUUGAUUUACCUAGGCGAGCCAGGGGAUAAGACAAUGAUUCGUGAGUUUUUUGAAUUUGGCGCUGUUUCCUGGGUGGAUCCCGCUAGUGGUGCUAACUGCGGUGGUUAUUUUGUGGCAACCUUGUCAAGCCUCCAGUUUGCAUGAUGUGCUCGUAUUCGUCUCAUCUUUAUGUGUAUAUAUUCCAUAGAAUUAGAGGACUUAUCUGUUAUGUUAUGUUAGGAGAAAACUAAAAAUCUCAGCAU
Messenger RNA from Papaver somniferum (opium poppy), 581 nucleotides. RefSeq lists its product as uncharacterized. The record is from RefSeq and is a predicted model, not a curated record. The coding region runs from base 1 to 483 and encodes 160 amino acids. The transcript is spliced from 4 exons. NCBI's taxonomy places the organism in Eukaryota, Viridiplantae, Streptophyta, Magnoliopsida, Ranunculales, Papaveraceae.